CCAAAAUGGCGUCCCCCGCAGCUCGCCUCCUCCGCGCCCCGCGUGUCCCCGCCGCCGUCCUCGCCGCUUCCCUCGCCGUGUCCUCCGCCGACCUCGCUGCCGACGACGGCGCCGCGCCCUCCUCGUCUGUCCGCCCAGGGCGGUCCCCGUCAGGCGAAAAGCUUCCCAUCUACCCUACGCCACAACAUAACCCCGCCAUCACCCUCGUGGAGACCCACAACCCCCUUGUGCCCUACAUCACGCAGAGCAGAGAAUCAGUGUCCAGUGUUCUCGGCGACGCGAGGAACUAUGUGCAGAGCGGUGUCUCCAAAUGGAUCACGUUUGAGCGAAGUGUCGAGCGUGAAGUCAAGAGCGUUCUCCCGCCUGAUGAGGCUCUAAACCCGGGGCUUAUCUACGUCCUUGUCGCCGGUCUCUCUGGCUCCGUCCUCUCUCGAACCCGUUCCCUUCCCGUUCGGUUCCUUGCGCCCCCGCUCUUCACCCUCCUCGCAUUCCCAUACUUCCUUCCAAAAACAUCUCACAACAUCCGCCAGUACCUUUCCAACCUCGAGGACAAGCACUUGCCCGAAUUUGCUGCGAAGCACGACCACUUUGUGCAGACCGGCAUCGCUCACUGGGGUAUGCUCUGGGGCCGCAUUGAAGACGCCACUGGAGAUGCAAGGGAAUGGGGACACCGGGCGGUUGAGGGUGUUGAGAGGACGACCGGACUUCGGCUCGGUGAGGCCGUGAGCAAGGUGGAGAAGGAGAAGGAGAGACUGGUCGAACAAGAGAGGCAGAGGGCAGUGGCUGUGCCCGCACAAAAGUACGAGACUGUUGGUUAUGUUGUUGAACAGAAGCCUGUGGCCGAGAUUGUCGCUCCUAUGGAGCCUCCAAAGGAGAAAAAGUUGGUGUAGACCCAAAAUGGCUAGAAUACAUGCAACAUGACUAUAGGCA
Cryptococcus deneoformans JEC21 is the source of this 930-nucleotide messenger RNA. RefSeq lists its product as hypothetical. Gene Ontology annotation, biological process: cristae formation. The transcript has 4 exons. The record is from RefSeq and is a predicted model, not a curated record. Gene Ontology annotation, cellular component: mitochondrial crista junction; MICOS complex. Bases 6 to 890 code for a protein of 294 amino acids. NCBI's taxonomy places the organism in Eukaryota, Fungi, Basidiomycota, Tremellomycetes, Tremellales, Cryptococcaceae.